Molecule: messenger RNA, 785 nt
Organism: Nerophis ophidion (straightnose pipefish)
Lineage: Eukaryota; Metazoa; Chordata; Actinopteri; Syngnathiformes; Syngnathidae
Gene: il21
Product: interleukin 21
Exons: 7
Coding region: 92-526 (144 amino acids)
Biological process (GO): immune response
Cellular component (GO): extracellular region
Molecular function (GO): cytokine receptor binding
Source: RefSeq, a predicted model, not a curated record
AGUGGUGUUUGCAAGUGGAAAAGAUAAAGUCAUUAGUCAUACGUGUUUCUGCAGCGUUCCAACUCUGGGUGGUUUUCCCGCGUCCUCUGGGAUGAGUAUAAAAACGUGCGGCGGACAAGACGCACUCGGCUUCUUGUCUCUGACCAACGGGGCGGACGGCGACGUGAUGUGGAGGAAACUGAAAGAAGUCUUGCAGCAGCUGAACAAAGUCAAAGACUCCUUGCAGCGCAGACACCUGCUGGUGAGCACGCCGCCACAGGAUAUUGAGGACUGCUGCUGUCCGUCAGCGUUACAAUGCUUCAAAUACAACUUGCAGCAAUUCAACCUGACAGAGAGAGAGCAGCGGAAGUUCCACAGAGGCCUCAAGCACUCCCUAACUGAGAAAGCAAUGGACUUUUGUGCGUCGGGACAGCCUGUGAACAAAUGCAAAACGUGUGAUUCCUAUCCCAAGAAAAAUGCGAUGGAAUUCCUCCAAAGAUUGGAGUCUCUUAUCAUAAGGGCCAUUGACAUACGCAGCAGGAAGUGAGGAGAGACAAAAGUUGAACGGUGCAAGAAGACUACACUACACUGAGGCGACUGGCUUCUAAUUUAUUUAUUUAUUUCUUAUGGUUCGAGAAAAAACUGCUUUGUCGCCCUCGAGUGGACACGGCCUUUGGUUUUCUUCAGUGUUGGGAUAAAACAAGUUUAACAUUUUAAUGUUUAAGUACUAUGUACUAUGUCAAUGUUUUUGUCAAGCACUUGACAUAUUUAUACUAUGUAUAACAUCUUUGUUAACAUUUAUGCGG